Phycodurus eques (leafy seadragon) is the source of this 1844-nucleotide messenger RNA. Its product is annotated as elongation factor 1-alpha. Gene Ontology annotation, molecular function: translation elongation factor activity; GTP binding; GTPase activity. The record is from RefSeq and is a predicted model, not a curated record. Bases 122 to 1507 code for a protein of 461 amino acids. The transcript has 8 exons. Gene Ontology annotation, biological process: translational elongation; translation. Lineage: Eukaryota; Metazoa; Chordata; Actinopteri; Syngnathiformes; Syngnathidae.
AAGUCACGCUGCCCUCCGCCAGUAUAAAAGUUGACGUGGAUUGUCUGUCGGCCUCUUUCUGUUACCUGGCAAGGGGCAGCAGCUUUGGCCGCGACAACGCAGAAACACCGAAACUACAACAAUGGGGAAGGAAAAGACGCACAUUAACAUCGUGGUCAUUGGCCAUGUCGACUCCGGCAAGUCCACUUCCACCGGCCACUUGAUCUACAAGUGCGGCGGCAUCGACAAGAGAACCAUCGAGAAGUUCGAGAAGGAGGCGGCUGAGAUGGGCAAGGGCUCCUUCAAGUACGCGUGGGUGCUGGACAAGCUGAAGGCCGAGCGGGAGCGCGGCAUCACCAUCGACAUCGCUCUGUGGAAGUUCGAGACCAGCAAGUACUACGUGACCAUCAUUGAUGCCCCCGGGCACAGGGACUUCAUCAAGAACAUGAUCACGGGCACAUCGCAGGCUGACUGCGCCGUGCUGAUCGUUGCCGCGGGUGUGGGAGAGUUCGAGGCCGGUAUCUCCAAAAACGGACAGACCCGCGAGCACGCCCUGCUGGCCUUCACCCUGGGCGUCAAGCAGCUCAUCGUCGGCGUCAACAAGAUGGACUCGACCGAGCCCCCUUACAGCCAGAAGCGUUUUGAGGAAAUCACCAAGGAAGUCAGCACCUACAUCAAGAAGAUCGGGUACAACCCCGCCACCGUCGCCUUUGUACCCAUCUCCGGGUGGCACGGAGACAAUAUGCUGGAGACCAGUGAGAAGAUGGGCUGGUUCAAGGGCUGGAAGGUCGAGCGCAAGGAGAGCAAUGCCAACGGUAGCACCCUGCUGGAGGCUCUGGAUGCCAUCCUGCCCCCCUCACGUCCCACCGACAAGCCCCUCCGUCUGCCACUGCAGGAUGUCUACAAAAUUGGAGGUAUCGGAACGGUGCCGGUCGGCCGCGUGGAGACCGGCGUCCUGAAGCCCGGCAUGGUCGUCACCUUCGCCCCCACCAACCUGACCACCGAGGUCAAGUCCGUGGAGAUGCACCACGAGUCGCUGCCCGAGGCCACCCCCGGCGACAACGUGGGGUUCAACGUCAAGAACGUGUCCGUCAAGGAGAUCCGUCGCGGUUACGUCGCCGGCGACAGCAAGAACGACCCGCCCAAGGGUGCCGAUAACUUCAAUGCUCAGGUCAUCAUCCUGAACCACCCGGGCCAGAUCAACGAGGGCUACGCCCCCGUGCUGGACUGCCACACGGCCCACAUCGCCUGCAAGUUCAAGGAGCUCAUCGAGAAGAUCGACCGUCGUUCCGGCAAGAAGCUCGAGGACAACCCCAAGUUCGUCAAGUCCGGAGACGCCGCCAUCGUCAAGAUGAUCCCCCAGAAGCCCAUGGUGGUGGAGCCCUUCGCCAGUUACCCCCCCCUCGGUCGCUUCGCCGUGCGAGACAUGAGGCAGACGGUGGCCGUCGGCGUCAUCAAGGCCGUGGAGACCAAGGAAGUGAGCGGGAAGACGACCAAGGCCGCGGAGAAGGCCCAGAAGAAGAAAUGAAUUGUCGUGCGGGACACCCGGCGAGGGGACGCGUGCCGGCAGCAGCGGGCCGCCGCCCCGUCGUCCCCGCCGCGCUCCUCGCCGUCCUCGCUCCGCCCCCCUUCGUCUCUGAGGCGCAGCUCUGUGCUCAAGGACUGGCUUAUGCUGAUUAAAACUCAUCGCAAAAGUUUUCGCAGGAAAAAAGAACUUUGCGGCUUUGUCGGUCACCGCAAUCACAUGCCGGUGCCUCUUUAAGUUUUGAAAAGGGUUACGACUGUACAUUGAUGUUCAAAUGCCACAAAUUGGAUUGGAAACGAAAGCGGCUGGUAACUAAUAAAAAUGUCUUUGAAAAAACGGA